CUGGUAUGGGGUAAUAUCGUAGGUAGAGGACGUGCAUUUAAAUCCAUGUACAUGCCUCUCACUCGUACCCGCUCUGGACACGGUGGGAGAAAUCAGGUACUUAAGAAAAAAAAAAUCGCCGAAGAGGAAAAAUAAGGCUGCCAUCUCUUGAUCUAUCCAGAAACCUCAAUCGGUGUUGUGCUCUUCAAAGCCACUUAAACCAUCUCUCGUCUCAACCAACUACCAGUCAAAAUGAGUCUCAUCGCGGGCCUGGAUCUCACCAAGAACUAUUCGUUCUUCACUGUUCCUGCAGCAUUUCUGCUAUGCAUGCUUCCCGGAGCCUUUGCCAAUGCCAUAGCUGGCAAAUCGUUUGACCCUGCCAAUCCGCGACAGACGAGGGCAACUGUCCUUGCUGAUGAGAAGCUCGACAAAAUCCAACAACAGCGCUUCAUAAGAGCCCAGGGCGCUCAGGAGAACGGUUUUGAGACGGUGGGCUUGUACGCCUCCGGCGUGCUGGCGGCCAACUACGCGGGCGUUAACGUGCGGAUGCUCAACUUGCUGACUAUUGGUUAUCUCAUCUCCCGAGUUGCGUACAUCUUUGCCUACGUCGUCUUGUGCCAGAACCGAAAGCUGGCUCCUGUGAGGUCGAUCUGCUGGGCGGCAGGAUCGGCCAUCUUGGUGUCUUUGUGGGUUAUGGCUGGGCAGAAUGUGAAUCUGAAGCUUUGAGCUGCUUCUUUUUCGGGGGUUUGUUUCCUGGAGUUUCUAAGAUGAUGUCAAUAAAGAAUGGAUCUUUGCUUUGCUUCGACGGCUGGGUGACAGUUGCCUUGAAAAGGCCGUUUCCAUUGCGAGAAAGCCUGAUUUCGUAAAUGUGAG
This is a messenger RNA of Trichoderma harzianum CBS 226.95, 852 nucleotides long. RefSeq lists its product as hypothetical. Gene Ontology annotation, cellular component: membrane. The transcript has 3 exons. The coding region runs from base 232 to 705 and encodes 157 amino acids. The record is from RefSeq and is a predicted model, not a curated record. NCBI's taxonomy places the organism in Eukaryota, Fungi, Ascomycota, Sordariomycetes, Hypocreales, Hypocreaceae.